Messenger RNA from Penicillium malachiteum, 864 nucleotides. It is a transcript of the gene horA, whose product is annotated as ubiquinone biosynthesis protein COQ11. The transcript is spliced from 4 exons. Gene Ontology annotation, molecular function: protein-containing complex binding. The coding region runs from base 1 to 864 and encodes 287 amino acids. The record is from RefSeq and is a predicted model, not a curated record. Gene Ontology annotation, cellular component: mitochondrion. NCBI's taxonomy places the organism in Eukaryota, Fungi, Ascomycota, Eurotiomycetes, Eurotiales, Aspergillaceae.
AUGGCUACCAAGAGACUCGUUGUCGCCGGUGGAAGUGGCUUUUUAGGGUCCAGAAUUUGUAAAGCAGCUGCAGCUCGAGGCUGGUCGGUCACUUCAUUGAGUCGAUCCGGCGAGCCACGAUGGGAGACCGUUACUGAUUCCUCAACGCGCCCAAGCUGGGCGAGCUCGGUUGAAUGGGCGAAGGCAGAUCUCCUAAAGCCUGGGAGCUACAAGUCAUUCUUAACUGGUGCUACUGCGGUCGUACACUCCAUGGGUAUUCUUCUGGAGGCCGAUUACAAAGGAGUGGUACAAGGGAGAGAACCAAUAGUUGGGGGACUGCAACGCGCAUUCAGUUCGUCUAAACUAGGAAGUCAAGACCUAAGUUCACGGAAAGAAGGCGAAGCUCUGGAACCGAAGGAAAGAGAUGGCCAAUUGACAUACGAGUUAAUGAACAGGGAUUCAGCCAUCGCACUGGCCCAAGAAUCCUCCCUCGAACAUGUUCCAGCCUUCGUGUACAUCUCCGCUGCGGCUGGCGCACCUGUCCUUCCAGCUCGAUACAUCACCACCAAGAGGGAAGCCGAAGAAACGAUUGCCUCGACCCUUCCAGAACUGCGCAGCAUUUUUAUUAGACCCGGCUUUAUGUUCGAUUCCAGUCGAAAGUUCACUCUGCCGAUCGCUCUAGGCGGGUUUGUCACAUCGGAGCUAAACACUUUUCUGGGAAAGAAGCUUGGUUUUCUCGGAGCUAUGGCCGAGAAGCCUCUAAAGGUCGAUACAGUAGGUGAAGCGGUGGUCGAGGCUUUGGAAGACGAGUCAACAAGAGGUGCGGUCGGAACAAAGCAAAUUGAAGCACUGGCCACCAAGGCCUGGAGGAAAGCGAUGCUUUAA